CCAAGGUUUCAAUUGCCUUAGGCUCCCUUGUUUAAAUGUAUAUCUCAAUUCAAUGCCAUAAUAUAAAAGGAUACAAUUUGACCAAUCAGAGGAAACGUCAAGAAAACGUGCGUUCUACGUCAUCCACAUUUUGGGUAAUACGAGCAGGGCAGAUCCAUCCAAAUCACUCUGCUCCCGUAAUACAAUUUGGAACGCACACACUGCUGUGCGUCAUCUGUCUUCACUGUUCUUCGGUCUACUUUAAGAGGAAUAUGACGUCCCCUGCGGUCUGGCGGAGAUUUGCUCUCGUCCUCCUGGGUAUCGUUCUUGGUCUGUCACUGGCCGCAUGGCAAGGAGUCUUGGUACCACCCGUCAUCUUCCAGUCAGCACACCAGGUUAGCCAUGGCCCCGAACGUUUUUUUUCGGAGAGAUGUGGCGUCAACAUUUCACAAACCAAAGAAGAGAAAAUGAAGAUUUCUACAUGUGAGGCCAACUUUGCCAGUUUCAGGGCCACACAUGCGACCAUGAAUCGCCGCAAGAUGGAGAUAGAGCGUGUUGACAGUCAUUCCUAUUUAACAACUGACAGUCGGGUGUUAGAAGUUGGAGGAUACACUGGUCAAGAUGCGGCCAAGCUUAUCAAGAAAUACAACCCUCAUUAUUUGGCUCUCGAACCUGUACCCCGUUAUUACACUAUUUUGGAACGGCGGUAUAAAAGUAAUCCCAAAUACAAACUAUUCAAAUUUGGUCUCGGCAAGAAGGACAAGACCUUACUUCUGAAUAUAGAUUCCGAUGCCACGUCACUAUUUCGGGCGAAACAUGCGUCGAACAAGACCAAGAAGGAGGUAGCUUAUAUUCAUGAAAUCAAGGGCUUCUUUGAACAUAUUGGUGUGUAUACCAACCCCAUAGAUCUGGUCACAAUCAACUGUGAGGGGUGUGAAUAUGAGUUGCUUGAACUGAUGAUAUCAUCCGAAAUAGUGAAAUAUCUGAAAAAUAUCCAGUUUCAGUUUCACCUUGACCUUCCGGGAAUAGCCAGUGAGAAGUGCCGUUACUGCCAGAUCACGACAUUGUUGUCUAGGACACACAGACGUACUUUUCAGUAUUCCUACACAUGGCAGAGCUGGAAACGGAAGGAUCUUUGAUUUCAUGGUUUCAAAGUUACGUUUAUAUUUCUGGUUGUAUUAAUAUUUUAUGUACAAGUGUCUUAUUAUUAUUAUCAUUAUUUAUUUAUUUCACCCUUGAGGGGCGGUCGGGUAGCCUAGUGGUUAAAGCGUUCGCUCGUCACG
Molecule: messenger RNA, 1262 nt
Organism: Haliotis rufescens (red abalone)
Lineage: Eukaryota; Metazoa; Mollusca; Gastropoda; Lepetellida; Haliotidae
Exons: 2
Coding region: 36-1118 (360 amino acids)
Source: RefSeq, a predicted model, not a curated record